Messenger RNA from Saitoella complicata NRRL Y-17804, 1038 nucleotides. RefSeq lists its product as uncharacterized. The transcript has 2 exons. Gene Ontology annotation, cellular component: membrane. Lineage: Eukaryota; Fungi; Ascomycota; Saitoellomycetes; Saitoellales; Saitoellaceae. The record is from RefSeq and is a predicted model, not a curated record. Bases 1 to 1038 code for a protein of 345 amino acids.
AUGAACAUCGAAGAAAUCCAAGCCCAUCUCUGCACUAUCCAAUACGAAUCCACUGUCUGGGAGAUUUUGGGCUCUGUCGCCGCUAUCAUUACUUCAAUCACCUACCCACCACUCCGGCUAGUCUAUCUGUAUGGCGUGUUUGAUUGUCGAACGUGGUUGUGUUUCUGGUUGACGUGUUGUGGGUACUUUCCUGGGCUUUUAUACGUGACCUGGCUAUCAGCCCACCGCCACCGCACCCGCACCCUCCGCGAAUCCCGCCUCCUAGCCUCCCACCCGCUCCUCCGCCCCCCUCUGACCCCACCCCACCUCUGGUCCAUCGACGCCUCCGGUCUCCGCUCCGCGCACCCCAACGCCGUCCCACUCAUACCACACACUCCCGGCUCCUCCCCUCCCCGCCCGCUACAACGCAGCAACCUGAAUCCCAGUCUCCCGGGGUACGAGCAAGCUGCACGGGAUCGGGUCCCGGAGUAUUGUGUCUAUGGACCGGGGAGGGAGUGUCCGCCCAGGUAUUUGACGCAUGCGAAUGGGGGGUUGACGGAGGGGAUGGCGCCUGGGACCAGGGCGGUGGUUGUGCAGAGGCUUAGGGCUGCUGGAUACGAGGUUGAUGAUCCUGGACGUGGGGAGACGCCGAAGGUUCAUCGAAGAAGGACGUCUGGGGGUGCAGCUGUGGCGGUUGGGGCGGUUGGGGCGGCGGCUGGAACGGGUGCUGGUGGGGUAGAGCGGGAAGGGGGGGGAGGGACAGGGGAGGUGAGGAGUGCGUUGAGACGGAGUCCGAGUGGGCACGUGUCGAGUCGUGCACCGAGUCGCAGACCGAGCGUUACGUUCCAAGAACCUGUCGCGACUGCGAUCGAUGACACUCAAACUCAAACUCAUUCUCCUUCCCAGGGCGCACGACAGUACAAAACUGAAGCACCCAGGUCUGGUCCGCCGGGUCCGAAUGGGUAUCACGAGAGUGGAAGUAGUACAAAUGGGCAGAGACGGAGGACGCCGAGUUUGAGUGAGCAGGGGUGCUUUUGGAGUGAAAGUGGGCAUGAUUAG